This is a messenger RNA of Pleurotus ostreatus (oyster mushroom), 732 nucleotides long. RefSeq lists its product as uncharacterized. The record is from RefSeq and is a predicted model, not a curated record. The transcript is spliced from 2 exons. The coding region runs from base 1 to 732 and encodes 243 amino acids. Lineage: Eukaryota; Fungi; Basidiomycota; Agaricomycetes; Agaricales; Pleurotaceae.
AUGACAGCCCAACCCGCCCUUCCCUUCGAAAUCGUCGCCGAAAUCAUCACCAACGUCGACGACACAUCCACCCUCCUCAGCUGCCUCCUCAUAUCCCGCAAUCUCACCUGUUAUGGCGAGCCCAAACUAUACAAGAAUGUCUCCCUUAGCGGCAAGCAACUCAAAUCCUUCCUCUACGCCAUCGAGAGAAAUCCCCAACGCGCAGAGCACACCGUCCACCUCGUCACCCACUCACUGCACGUCCCCUCUUCCGAACGCGAUCCCGAUCACACCAUCACCAACAUCGCCCACUACGUUGCGCUCGACAGACUCCUCUCCAUCCUCCCCAACCUCACCUCUUUCGAGAAACACGCCCGCAAUGAAGCCGCUUCCCCGUAUUUCCGGUAUCAUCUGUUCCUGCGCUCGCCCACUGCGCGGGCGCUGAAAAGACUGGUCUGGCUCAACACGGGGCGGUGCCUGCCGUUCCUCCUGGCAGCGCGGGAAUCGUUGGAGUUCUUGCAGCUGGACGGAGGCGCAGGUGGUCUGCUUAGUACUUGGCAGGCGGCGGCGCUCCCUGUGCUACCACGUCUGCGGGCACUGCGACUGCCAUAUCCUUCCCAGCCUUCCCUGAGUCCGGCUGCCCUUGGUUUGAAUCCUGAGGAGUGGAAACGAGAAUCAGAUGCCCCAAAUACGCUUCCGUAUGAACACUACAGUUUUGUAACGUGGAUUCGGGAGAGCGAUCGCGCUUCGUGA